AUGUUCGCCACCGGUUUGUUACAACUCCAAGCUAAAGACUGGUGGGAUGCUCAUAGUAAAGAGAUUGGGGAAGACAAAGUUCAAGUCUUGACAUGGCAAGAGUUUAAGGAACCUUUUCUAAAGUACCACUUUCCGCAAUCUGCCAUUGACAGGAUCCAAGAAGAUUUCUUACAUCUCCAUCAGAAAGACGAAACCAUUGAUGAAAUCACCAACACUUUUCUCGAUAAGCUGAAAUUCUGUAAAGAAAUAGCGGGAACGGAAAGAAUGAAGAUAAACCGCUAUCAUGGUAUGUUGAAAGCUGAAUAUCGGGAGUUCAUAAUUCCCGCUAAAUGUGAAACCUUGAAUGAACUCAUUAACUUGGCCCGAGAUAGGGAGAUUGAACUAAGAAGACAGGCAGAAAGAGGUGAGAAGAGAGCGUCUGAGAAUGUUUCCAGCUCGAGCCCGUCAAAGAAACAGAAAUUUCAAGAUCAGAGCAAGAAGGAUAAGGUGAAGGGUGUCCUAAUCCUUUCAGAACGUGCUAUAACUAUUUUGCAACCGGGUCAUAUUAAGGCUGAACGUCCCAAGCUUCAACAGAAAACCGAUAAGGAAGCAAGAAAGGAGGAAGCCCCAAGAGCUAAGGGGAGGAUGUUUCAGAUCAUGACUGAAGAAGCAAAGGACCACCCGAAUGUUGUAUUAGGUAUAUUCUUAUUGAACUUGAUGCCUACGUACGUGUUAUUUGAUAUUGGAGCCAGUAGAUCGUUUGUAUCAAGUGAAUUAGUGUCACACCCCUCUUUUAGAAUCGAAAGAAUGCAUGUGCCAUUAGAAGUAGAGAUAGCGGAUAGUAAGAGUUAUUUGCUGCACGAAGUUUGUAGAAAUUGUGAAAUUAUCAUUGAAGACGAGAAGUUUGCCAUUGACCUUAUUCCCAUGGUAUUGGGAGAAUUUAAGGUUGUAGUUGGCAUGGAUUGGCUAGCCAAACAUCAUGCUGAAAUCCAUUGUGAGAAAAAGAUGAUUCAUGUGUUAACACCGGAAGGAAAACGAGUGAGUAUACAAGGGGAAAGGAAUGUUAAUUCGAAGCUUUGUUCUAUAGUCCAAGCAUUCAAGUAUGUGCGAAAUGGAAGCAAGGCGUUUCUAACUUACGUGAUAGAUACUAAGCAAAAUACCCCCAAGAUAGAAGAGGUUGAAGUUGUGAACGAGUUUCUUGAUGUAUUUCCGGAAGAUUUGUAG
This is a messenger RNA of Helianthus annuus (common sunflower), 1203 nucleotides long. RefSeq lists its product as uncharacterized. The record is from RefSeq and is a predicted model, not a curated record. NCBI's taxonomy places the organism in Eukaryota, Viridiplantae, Streptophyta, Magnoliopsida, Asterales, Asteraceae. The transcript has 2 exons. The coding region runs from base 1 to 1203 and encodes 400 amino acids.